Molecule: messenger RNA, 4403 nt
Organism: Phymastichus coffea
Lineage: Eukaryota; Metazoa; Arthropoda; Insecta; Hymenoptera; Eulophidae
Product: tetratricopeptide repeat protein 21B-like
Exons: 16
Coding region: 369-4259 (1296 amino acids)
Biological process (GO): intraciliary retrograde transport; protein localization to cilium
Cellular component (GO): intraciliary transport particle A
Molecular function (GO): protein binding
Source: RefSeq, a predicted model, not a curated record
CCGGAUUUGCUUGGAUUUCUCGCACAACGGUAGCCAAACCGGUUUCGGCGAACGUCAGAUACCUUUACGAGGUGUACCAUAAUCCUAAAACAAGGAUUUUCUUUGUGCCUUUGGAUAACUCCACUAGUUUGUUAUCGCCUUACUUUAUGUUUAAUAAUUGAAAAAAUAGUAUUUAAAGCAAGCUGUAUUGUAUUACAGAAUCAAUGGAAAAAUUAUGGAUUUGCGUUCAACCAAUGUACCUCCUAGAUACAAAGGCCAAGGCAUUGCAAAAUUAUUGACAGAUAAUUAUCAGAUCCAGACAGUGCCCAUAGUUAUAAAAAGAAAUAAACUCAAAAGUAUUUUCUGAUUAAAUCAAUAAACUGUUAAAAAUGGAUGAAGUGGAGUAUGAAAGCAUAAUUCACUGGUGUUGUCAGAAGCAGUAUUACAAUGACAUGCUAUCAUUUGCAAAGCAAGCAGUAGAUUUAUAUUCCGUAAACGAUCGGAUCAAAGUUCUUCUAGCUGUAUCUUAUACUCUGAACAAUCAUUUCAAAGAUGGAAUGAAAGAAGCUACAUCAUUGGCAUCUAAUGAGCAAUCAGAUACAGCUCUGUCAGGUCUGUUAAUCCAGAGCUACAUAUUCAAGAUACAAGGAACUGCUGAGCGUACAUUAAUUGUUCAGAUUGAUACAAAGAUUAGAGAGGAUCACAGGAAAGCAAAUGCUUCAGCUUUAUCAUUAGCUGCGUUAAUUUUGGUGCUGUUUGAUAAAUACGAUAAAGCUAAGGAGUAUUCUGAAAGAGCUUACAAGCUACAUCCUUCAGAUACUUUUGUACUUUUAGCUAGAGGAUGGUCGUUGUUGACUUUUAAUGAUUUAUCUCAGAAUCCAGAUAAAUAUUUUGAAGCAGUGCUCAAAGAUGACAGCAGACAUUUCAAUGCUUUGUUAGGCUCUGCAAAAGCUAGAGAAUUGAAAGGCGAUCAUUCUGGAGCAAUGCUUAUUAUCAAUCCUCUCAUUGUACGCUAUCCAAAACUCGCUAUCCCUCUUGUUGAGAAAAUGAAUAAUCUUUACGCUCUCAAAGAAUGGGAUCAAGUUAUGGAAAUGGCUAAUCGCAUUUUAUCUUUUGAGAAUAACGACAUCGAUGCAUUUAAAAUGAAAGCUAUUGUCGUGAUGUGCAAAGAUGGAGAUUAUAAUGAGGCAUUGAAAUAUGUGCAAACAUUUUUUAGAAAUCUUAUUGUUGCUGAACCAAGGAAUGUUAAAUUGUUUGUUGAGAAUGUCAAACUGUUCACCAGACUUGCCGUCAGGAAUCAGACUAUUCUUGGGGAACUUUUCAAAGUUACUGAUAGGAUUUCUCAACAAAAUGUAGGUAACAGUUUAUUGAUGGUAGAACUUGGCAACUUAUGUGCUCGAAUGGCAAAGUACAAAGAUGCUGAACACUGGUAUCGUUCAACUGUUCGUGUUGACGAAUCCUCCUUUGCAGCUCUCACUGGUCUUGCAUUAUGUCAGAUGCACGAUUCUACGCCCACAGCUGAAAAUUUAGCAAAACAGCAGAUCGAUUUUCUGUUGGAGAUGCAUUCGGCAAGUGCUGAAUUGAUGUUUAUGUCAGCGAGAUUGACAAGAAAGGAUGCUGGUAAAGCCAUACCGAUGUUGGAGAAAGCUGCUACGAUGUUGAUGGAAAGCUGUAGCAAACUUUACUACAGUUGCGAGUAUUUAAAACAGUUGAAUCCGGACUUGUGCAUGGAGAUUGCAAGCGAGUACCUAUUGCACACAACUAGCGGCUCUGAAAAAAUGACGAGUGGGAAAACUGCGUGUGUGAAGUUAUUAGAGCACGUGACAGACGCGUGCCCAGGCUUGAGCUGUGCACUACUAUUAACGGGCAAAGUCAAGAUGCAGAUCGGCGAUUUGAAUGGUGCUUUGGCUGCGUUGAAAACAUUGCUGGAUAACGUGGAUCGAACGAGUGCGGAGGCUCACUUGCUAAUGGCUCGGAUUUUAGUGAAGCAAGGCCACUACGAAAACGCCUCGCAGACGCUCGAGAUAGGAUUGAGUUACAAUUUCAAAGUUAGGGAUGAUCCGCUUUACCAUAUGAUUCUCGGCUCGAUUGCUAAGGAAAACGGAGAUCUCGAAGGCGCCGUGAAAAAUUUGGAAACGGCCAAGUCUCUAGUAUCCUGUCACAAAACCGGCACUUCUUUGUCCGACAAAGCGACUCUUUAUCUCGAAUUGAUUGACGCUUACGCUGGGCUGAGGAAAUUCUCCGAGGCGAGCACACUGAUGGAAGAAACUCGUUCGUUACUGAAAGGAACCUCGGAAGAAGGUCGAGCGGUCAUCGGUAACGCGGAUCUGUCUCUUCACAUGAACGACGUUGACAGAGCUAUUGAGUUUUUGAAUCAAAUUUUGCCUGGACAACCUUACUACUUACAGGCACAUACCAAACUGGCGGAUAUUCAUUUGAAUCACAGAAAAGAUCGGAAUUCGUUCGCUAAGUGCUUCAGAGAUUUGGUGGAGAACUGCCCUGGAUCGGAGACGUACCGUAUGUUAGGCGACGCAUACCUCGCCAUUCAGGAACCGGAACGAGCUAUCGAGGCGUAUGAAUUUUCGUUGAAGAACAACCCCAAGGAUAAAAAUCUCAUGUGCAAGAUGGGAAAAGCUUUGAUAAAGACACACCAGUUCGUGAAAGCUAUUAAUUUUUACAAGGAUGCUGUAAAGCAAGAGGGUUGCCGAGAUUUGAAACUCGACAUGUCUGACUUGUUGAUGAAACUGAAGCAGUUUGACAAAGCCGAGGAAACUUUGCUUGAGGAAUUAAAUGAGGGACGAGGAGCAACGGAUAUUGCGACAUUAGAGACACGUGGAAAGCAGCUAUUACUGUUGGCGAAAGUUCGUGAGAAAGCGGGAAAACUGCAAGGCGCGUUGAAUACCUUGAAAGAGGCAAAGGAUAACCAAGUGCGUUAUCUUCAAAGAGCGACCAUGCUACCGAAUUUGCUCGAUCAGAAGAACGUGCUCGCGGAUAUUUGCUUCACUAUGGCUGAACACGCAACGUCUAUUAGGGAUUUCAAUCAGGCGGUUGACCAUUACAAAGAGGUGCUCACUUAUAAACCUAACGACGUUAAAGCUUUACUUUCCUUAGCGAAAUUGCAUAUGCAGAUGAACGAUCUUGAAAUGUGCACGCACUACUGUCAGAUUCUGCUGAAUGCUGAUCCAAAUAACGAGGCUGCUUGCGUGAUGAUGGCCGAUUUGGCGUUCAGAAAAGUUGAUUUUGACACCGCAGCCUUUCAUUUCAGGCAGUUGUUGUUGCAGAAACCUACGUAUUGGACUGCUUUGGCAAGACUCAUCGAAGUAUCUCGUCGAACAGGGAACAUCGAGGAUCUUGGUGAGUGGCUUACUCGCGCAGAGUCAGUAAUGGAAAAGCCCGAAGCAGGUUUCUACUAUUGCUCCGGUUUAUUGGAUUGGCGCACGGGAAAGUUUAAUUCGGCACUACGAAACUUCAAUGCUGCUCGUCGUGAUUCUGAAUGGGGACAGCAAGCAAUUUAUAAUAUGAUCGAGAUUUGCUUGGACCCGGAUGACGAUAAUAAUGUAGUAUCCAGUGAGAUUUUUAGCGAUGAUGAUGCGGAUAUAACUGAUUCUAGAAGCCUGGCUUUGAAGAGUGCGCAGCAUCUUUUACAGGAACUGAAUCCCAAAGGCAAUCCACAAGAAAUGUUGACCCAUCGACUUCUUGGCAAUUUUUUCCUGCUUGCAACUAAACAAAAGCAUAAUAUCGAGCGAGCUUUAACAGAUUGCACGGCUCUCGCCAGCCAGGAAAGUCUUCGAGAUCACGUGGGCCCAGCACUCGGACUUGCCACUGCUCACAUACUUUUAAAACAAACUCCGCGCGCAAGGAAUCACUUGAAGCGCGUCAGUAAGAAUACGUGGACUUUUGAGGAUGCCGAGUAUUUAGAGCGCUGUUGGUUAUUACUAGCCGACAUCUACGUGCAAUCCAGCAAAUAUGAUCUAGCAACUGAUCUUCUGCGCAAAGUACUGCAGCAUAACGCAACAUGCGUGCGAGCGCAUGAACUCUCUGGUUACGUGUCAGAGAAGGAACAGAACUAUAAAGAAGCUGCGAUAAAAUAUGGGAUGGCUUGGAAGUACGGUGAUAAGUAUAAACUAAACAUUGGUUAUAAACUCGCUUACUGUCAUUUCAAGAGCAAACAGUAUGCAGAUGCGAUUGAGGCUUGUAUGGAGGUGCUGAAAGUCGAUCCUGAUUUUCCUAGAAUUAAGAAGGAUAUUCUUGAAAAAAGUAUUAAUAAUAUUAGGACGUAGGAUUGUUAGAAAGUUCUUGUAACCAAAACUACUAAUAAUAAUUAUAACCAUCCAAUAAUUAAUUCAUUUGUACCUUUAUGUAGUAUUGUUUAUAAAAGUUCUUGAAAUAAUUAUGCACAUUCCUUAUGAAUUAAUGGCAACUAU